Messenger RNA from Balaenoptera musculus (blue whale), 2045 nucleotides. It is a transcript of the gene NECTIN3, whose product is annotated as nectin cell adhesion molecule 3. The transcript is spliced from 6 exons. The coding region runs from base 18 to 1667 and encodes 549 amino acids. Lineage: Eukaryota; Metazoa; Chordata; Mammalia; Artiodactyla; Balaenopteridae. Gene Ontology annotation, biological process: heterophilic cell-cell adhesion; homophilic cell-cell adhesion; symbiont entry into host cell. Gene Ontology annotation, cellular component: adherens junction; apical junction complex. The record is from RefSeq and is a predicted model, not a curated record.
CGGGGGGAGGGUGGGGGAUGGCGCGGACCCCGGGGCCGGCUCCGCUGUGUCCCGGAGGCGGCAAAGCACAACUUUCCUCCGCUUCUCCCCCCGGGGCCGGGCUCCUGCUGCCGCCCCCGACGCCACCGCCGCUGCUGCUGCUGCUCUUCCCGCUGCUGCUCUUCUCCCGGCUCUGUGGUGCCUUAGCUGGACCAGUUAUUGUGGAGCCACAUGUCACAGCAGUAUGGGGAAAGAAUGUUUCGCUGAAGUGUUUAAUUGAAGGAAAUGAGACUAUAACACAAAUUUUAUGGGAGAAGAUACAUGGCAAAAGUGCACAGACUGUUGCAGUUCAUCAUCCUCAAUAUGGAUUCUCUGUUCAAGGAGAAUAUCAGGGAAGAGUCUUGUUUAAAAACUAUUCACUUAAUGAUGCAACAAUUACUCUACAUAACAUAGGAUUCUCUGAUUCUGGACAAUAUAUAUGCAAAGCUGUUACAUUCCCACUUGGAAAUGCUCAGUCCUCUACAACUGUAACUGUAUUAGUUGAACCCACUGUGAGCCUGAUAAAAGGGCCAGAUUCUUUAAUUGAUGGAGGAAAUGAAACAGUAGCAGCCAUUUGUAUCGCAGCCACUGGAAAACCAGUUGCACAUAUUGAUUGGGAAGGUGAUCUUGGCGAAAUGGAAUCCACUACGACUUCUUUUCCAAAUGAAACAGCAACAAUUGUCAGCCAAUACAAGCUUUUUCCUACCAGAUUUGCUAGAGGAAGGCGGAUUACUUGUGUUGUAAAACAUCCAGCCUUGGAAAAGGACAUCCGAUAUUCUUUCAUAUUAGACAUACAGUACGCUCCUGAGGUUUCAGUAACAGGCUAUGAUGGAAACUGGUUUGUAGGAAGAAAAGGUGUUAAUCUCAAGUGUAAUGCUGAUGCAAAUCCACCACCCUUCAAAUCUGUGUGGAGCAGGUUGGAUGGACAGUGGCCUGAUGGUUUAUUGGCUUCAGACAAUACUCUUCAUUUUGUCCAUCCACUGACUUUCAAUUAUUCUGGUGUUUAUGUCUGUAAAGUGACCAAUUCCCUUGGUCAAAGAAGUGAUCAAAAGGUCAUCUAUAUUUCAGAUCCUCCUACUACUACCACCCUUCAGCCUACAAUUCAGUGGCAUCCCUCAACUGCUGACUUCGAGGAUCUAGCAACAGAACCAAAAAAAUUGCCCUUCCCAUUGUCAACUUUGGCAACAAUUAAGGAUGACACAAUUGGCACAAUCAUUGCUAGUGUAGUGGGUGGGGCUCUCUUCAUAGUACUUGUAAGUGUUUUGGCUGGAAUAUUCUGCUAUAGGAGAAGACGGACGUUUCGUGGAGACUACUUUGCCAAGAACUACAUUCCACCAUCAGAUAUGCAAAAAGAAUCACAGAUAGAUGUUCUUCAACAAGAUGAGCUUGAUUCUUACCCAGACAGUGUAAAAAAAGAAAACAAAAAUCCAGUGAACAAUCUAAUACGGAAAGACUAUUUAGAAGAGCAUGAAAAAACGCAGUGGAACAAUGUAGAAAAUCUCAGUAGGUUUGAAAGACCAAUGGAUUAUUAUGAAGAUCUAAAAAUGGGAAUGAAGUUCGUCAGCGAUGAACAGUAUGAUGAAAAUGAAGAUGACUUAGUUUCACAUGUAGAUGGUUCCGUAAUUUCCAGGAGGGAGUGGUAUGUUUAGCAGCCACUAAAUGUGACUUAACUGUGUACAAUGUUUCAUUCAUACUAGUUGAUCAUUUUCAGAUUGUUCAUACUUUUUCUUGAGGAAUAAUAAGCUUUUCAACUUGAUUUUCAAGCUUACUUUUUAUAUUCUAAUUUGACAAAUGGAAAUGUAAAAUCUGGGUUCAGUGUAUCUGAGCUGCUUUACAGUUUUUUUUUCAAUGCUGUACUACUGUCUCAAGAUUUAAAUUUUAAUGCAGAGUACUUUAUUGGUCUGAGGCACACAGGUAAGAAGAAAUGUCAACAUUAAAUGAAUGACUUUUUUGGUACAAAAAUUAAAAAAAAAGGAAACUACCUUGGCAUUGUGUAUUAAAUGUUUACCUAAGACUAUAAUCUCAAG